Molecule: messenger RNA, 669 nt
Organism: Parathielavia appendiculata
Lineage: Eukaryota; Fungi; Ascomycota; Sordariomycetes; Sordariales; Chaetomiaceae
Product: carbonic anhydrase
Exons: 1
Coding region: 1-669 (222 amino acids)
Biological process (GO): carbon utilization; cellular response to carbon dioxide; cellular response to oxidative stress
Cellular component (GO): cytoplasm
Molecular function (GO): zinc ion binding; carbonate dehydratase activity
Source: RefSeq, a predicted model, not a curated record
AUGGCCGAAAACGACAUCACGCAAUACCUGCGUCAGACGCACGACCGCGUCUUUGAGCACAACUGCCGGUGGGCCGAGGACUGCAAGGCCAAGGACCCAGACUUCUUCGUCAAGCUCUCGGCGGGGCAGAACCCCGAGUACCUGUGGAUCGGGUGCAGCGACUCGCGCAUCCCCGCCGAGCAGAUCACGGGUUUGGAGCCCGGCGACGCGUUUGUGCACCGCAACAUUGCCAACCUGGUGCUGAGCACCGACCUCAAUGUUAUGAGCGUCAUCACGUACGCCGUCGAGCACCUCAAGGUCAAGCACAUUGUCGUGUGCGGUCACUACGGCUGCGGCGGCGUCAAGGCCGCCAUGACGCCAAAGGACCUGGGCCUGCUCAACCCCUGGCUGCGCAACAUCCGCGACGUCUACCGCCUGCACGAGAAGGAGCUCGACGCCAUCGCCGACGAGGACGCGCGCUACAACCGCCUGGUCGAGCUCAACGUCUACGAGCAGUGCCGCAACGUGGUCAAGACGGCCUGCGUGCAGCAGUCGUUUGCCAAGAACAAGUUCCCCGUCGUGCACGGCUGGGUGUUUGGUUUCAACGAUGGCCUGCUGAAGGACCUGAAGAUCGACUUUGAGGGCAUCCUGAAGGACAUUCAGAAGAUCUACAACUUGACCGAGAGCUGA